AUGGCAUCACCGACUAAAUGGAAUGUUGAUGAUAAAUUUACUUUCCUGAGCGUAAGUUCAGACGGACUUGAGGUUACUUAUGUAGAUAUAUUUAUUCCUGAAAAUAAGCCACCUCCCUUUUUUGGUCAAAAUUUAUAA
Dentiscutata erythropus is the source of this 138-nucleotide messenger RNA. NCBI's taxonomy places the organism in Eukaryota, Fungi, Glomeromycota, Glomeromycetes, Diversisporales, Gigasporaceae. The record is from the annotation of a GenBank genome assembly.